Messenger RNA from Aptenodytes forsteri (emperor penguin), 2067 nucleotides. It is a transcript of the gene PIGV, whose product is annotated as phosphatidylinositol glycan anchor biosynthesis class V. The record is from RefSeq and is a predicted model, not a curated record. NCBI's taxonomy places the organism in Eukaryota, Metazoa, Chordata, Aves, Sphenisciformes, Spheniscidae. Gene Ontology annotation, biological process: GPI anchor biosynthetic process. Gene Ontology annotation, cellular component: mannosyltransferase complex; endoplasmic reticulum membrane. Bases 525 to 1964 code for a protein of 479 amino acids. The transcript has 4 exons. Gene Ontology annotation, molecular function: GPI mannosyltransferase activity; alpha-1,6-mannosyltransferase activity.
CUAUUCCAAAAAUCAAAAAAAAAAAAAAAAAAAGGUUUAAAUCCCAUUCGGUGCACUGGAACUGGAACGUGUGCGGCGAUGCUUGGCGGAGUCCUGGCUUGAGCCGCUGGUGUUUCUGCUGAGGCGGCCGCUGAGGAGGCCGACGAGCCUGUCUGCUUCUGGUAUUGACACUGGCCCGGUAAGGAAUGGGCCGAGAGGACACGUUAUAACCUCUCUCCCUCUGCAUCCUGGCCGAGCUUGAGAAGUCAGGGGAAUUUUUUUUUUUUAAUAGGAACAAUAUCAAAGAGGUCUUCUGCGUCAUCUCCCAGAUCCGUGAUCUCUUUCAUAAGUGACUUUCUUGUUCACAGAGAUUUGCAGCCCUUUGAAGUGCCUGGGAGUAAAUAAAGGCGCAUAAUUUACAAACACGGCUGAAGCCAGAAAUACCUUUCUGUGUCUGUGCUCUCUGUUUAUCAUUCAGGUUUCCGAAACCGGAGGGAGAAUUUCCCUGGCAUCAGUGACCUACUGAGACAACUUUCACGCUCAGAAUGGAGCUGGUGAGCAGGCCAGACCCCCACCUCCGAGAGGUCGUGUGGUUUGCGGCGUGCUGCAGAGCCCUGACGCUUCUCCUGCAGGCUCUGUUUAACCUCCUGAUCCCAGAUCACGCUGCAGACGCCUUCCAUCCCCCUCGCCUGUCCGAGCCUGGCCUGUGGGACCUGCUCUUGGAGCGGCUGCUGGGAGGCCUCUCGCACUGGGAUGCAGAGCACUUCCUCUUCAUCGCCGAGCGCGGUUACCUGUACGAGCACAACUGCGCCUUCUUCCCGCUGUACCCCCUGAGCGUCCGUGCCGUGGCCGAGGGUGCUCUCUGGCCCUUGCAGCGGCUGCUGCGUUUGCGGAGCCGCCUCCUGCUAUCAGCUGUGCUUCUUAAUUCUCUCUUUUCUGUCCUGGCAGCCGCUGCCCUGUAUAAGCUGGGCUGCGUCGUGCUGCAGUGUCGCAGGGUGGCUUUCCUUGCUGCCGUUCUCUUUUCCGUCAGCCCUGCCAACGUAUUUAUGGCAGCUGCUUACUCAGAGAGCAUGUUUGCCUUCCUGGCAUUCAGUGCCAUGUGGCAACUGGAGAAGGGGCAGAGCUGGCUCAGCGGACUGCUCUUCUCCCUUGCUUCUGGGGUGCGUGCCAACGGGCUUAUUAAUGCUGGCUUCUUUCUCUACUCCCGCGGUAAAUGCUUCGCCCUCCAGCUCCAGUAUUAUGCCUACGUGAGGUUCUGUGGUCCUGGCACCGGCCUGGAGCAGGCUGUUCCCAAGCCGCUGCUGCAGCUGGCUCUGGAUAAGGGCUAUCGUCUGGCGGCCAUGGACGGGGUUAAACCCCCGUGGUGCUCCCAGCGAUUCCCCGUUGUCUAUUCCUAUAUUCAAGACGCUUACUGGAACGUGGGCUUUCUGAGGUAUUUUGAGCUCAGGCAGAUACCAAAUUUCUUGCUUGCUUUGCCUGUCACACUCCUGGGCUCGUGGGCUGCCUGGACCUACAUCAUCGCAAACCCCCGGCACUGCGUAACUCUUGGUCUAGAGAGAAGAAAGAGCGAAGAAGAGGGUAAACCAAGAGCUGGAUUUUGCUGCCCGGCUGUCUUCGUGUACGUGGUCCAUGCCACAGUCCUGCUGGCGUUUGGAUUCUUCUGCAUGCACGUGCAGGUGCUGACCCGGUUCCUUGGCUCCUCCUCUCCCGUCCUGUACUGGUUCUCCGCUCACCUGCUUCAAGAACACGAACCUUUACUCUGGAGCGAAGGGACUGAUAAUCAAACCGCAGCACCUCGCUCCGAGAAGUCUCUUUUAGGUAAAUCUCCCGGUUCCUGUGGGAAAGGGACUUCUGAAAACCCCAUCGUGAGGCUGCUGCUGAACCGUAGAUUCAUUACCCCCCUCGGCAAAUGCGUUCUUGGAUUCUUCUUGUCCUACUGGCUGCUGGGACUGAUUCUGCACUGCAACUUCUUGCCGUGGACGUAGCGAGGGGGUGUGUUGGUACAGACUGGUUGCGGGGCACUGCACUGACCAGAAUUGAAACUCGCUUUUUCUAAAAAGCCUGGGCGUACGUAAUGAAGCUGUUGUC